Molecule: messenger RNA, 5965 nt
Organism: Asterias rubens (European starfish)
Lineage: Eukaryota; Metazoa; Echinodermata; Asteroidea; Forcipulatida; Asteriidae
Product: apoptosis-stimulating of p53 protein 1-like
Exons: 9
Coding region: 982-4329 (1115 amino acids)
Biological process (GO): regulation of apoptotic process
Cellular component (GO): nucleus
Molecular function (GO): p53 binding
Source: RefSeq, a predicted model, not a curated record
UAGCCACUACCCUAACCAUGGUCCAUGCUCUAACUCAUCAAAGCUGGAUUCAUACUGGAGAUACCAGGGCUUAUAUUUAAACCAAGAACGGUAAGGUAUGUGAAUUAUGUAGGCAAUUGAGAUUGCCAGAGUGUGUUUGCUAUUACCCGCUGUAUGUAUUAAUUGAAGGGAGGGCAAGUUUGACUGACUGACAUGGGGGUUGCAACCACCUACGCACCUACGUUUGUCAUGUGUACACAAGCAGUUGGACGCUGACUCUAUGGUACCUACCACACACACACCACUGGAAGCAUCGAGAAAGGACACCACUCAGAGUCAGAACCUUUGUGCAAAACCAUGCUACCAAACUGACAGUUAAAAUCAGUUGAGACACUGUGCAUUAGCAUUUCUGCAGCAGUUACAAACAUUGUGAUAGUUUAUGUUCGUGGUUGCUUCUUGUGACUCUCUGAAUUUAUUGAAUGCUUUUCACAAGCACAUGUAAAGACUUCAUCGAUACAACAUAAACAUUUACUGGAGAUGAAAUACAUGUUGUUUCACAGCCGAGGGAGCAGAAGUGCAUGUUUAUGUUUACAAUUUGGAAGUCAGUGGCGAUGGUACUGUAUUGUUAUUGAGGCUCCAGUGACCACCCUUCCAGUUGAUUAAGUUUUUACCAUAUUUUUUGUUCAUCAAUCUGAUGGUACUAUCAUGUGUCUGUCUGACUCCAUGGGAUUCGGAGCUCCUUGUUCAUGAAUACUUUUGGCACUGCAGUGCAUUUCAGCAAUUCUGAGCCUUCAUGACUGGUGCAGUUUAUAUUCACUCUCUGCUGAUAAAUGUACGUGUAGUAUAGUCACCUUCAGCCGAGGUGUCAUCCAAACCAUCCUUCAGUGGUUCCUACAUCAUGACUGACGUAGUAAGCAGCCUAUAAAUAAUCCUUUCAUUGUCCUGUAUGUGGAUACCCAAGGCCGCUGGAUAUUAUUAAAUGUUGGUAUCUUAUUGGGGAGUAUGGAUACAGAGUUGCAGUAUACAGCUGUACAAUCAGCAGACAUGUUCCCACAGCAGGAUCACCACAAGAUACCACCCGGUGUAGACCUGUCACUGACGGAGCUCCAGGACAUGGCUACCAGGCAACAGCAUCAGAUUGAGGCUCAGCAACAGACGCUGGUUGCUAAGCAACAGCGACUCAAGUUCCUGAAGCAACAAGAAGUGAAACAGCAGCAAAUGGCAGCAGAGGACGAGCGCUUGCGACAUCUGCGAGACAAAGUGGACGCCCAGGAGCAGAAGCUGCGCAAGCUACGGUCCCUGAGGGGUCAAGCCGACUCCGCCAAGAGCUCUAAUCACUCACUGUCCAACGAGUUGGACUCAGUCAGGACGCUGUUUACACAGAAAGAGAAGGAGCUAGCCCAAGCCGUGGCCAAAGUGGAGGAACUGACACAGCAACUUGACCAGCUGAAACAAGGAAACCUAAACGGUGUCAACGGAGAUGUGUACAAGUCCCCAGCUAAUGCAGAACUAGACAGGCUCAGAAAGGAACUAUUACUACGGAAUAGGCUUAAUGAUGAGCAGAGUGCAACUCUACAAAAGCAGCAACAGUCAAUGUUCCAUCGAAAGGAUGAGAUGAACGUGAUUGACAAACGCAUUGAAGAACUGACUGAUAGAUUGCGCAAGACAAGAAGCAUGGGAAAACCUCAGUUACCUUCGCCGGUGCCAAACAUCAACAACAAUGCACUGGUUCAGGGUGGAUUGCCCAACGGCAAUGCGGGGUUUGAUAGACCUGGGUAUGGAAACCAGUCACAGCAAUCCAGGGAUAUGGGUAAAAGGACUGAUCCCAGGGGACCACAGGGUACCAACCAUGGAAGGAGAUCCCCCAUGGCGAAUGGUGACUUGUCUGGUCCCCCUCCAUCCAACGGUAAUGGGCGUCCCGGUCCUACAAACCGACCAAUGCCUUCGAAGCCAGCAACUUUGUUUCCCACACAAAGCUUCAAACCUAGGACAACAAACCAAAAUGCCUCGUCAGUAAUCCCUAGGCAGGGAUCACCCAUGUCGGCAAACAGGCAACACCAGGUACCAGGUUCAUGGCAUUCCACAUCUUUGGAUAAUACCCAUCAGUCCCGUGGAAGACCAGAAGGUGUUAAUGAAAGUGGUAGUGACACUUCCUCAUUGACUGAGAAUUCAAGCAUUGAUAGUGUACCAACAAGUGCCCUGCCUAGUCAACAGAAUGGGUCUCAAGGACCCAUUCGCAGACCUGAUAACCGUGGCUCUCCAGUACCUCAUAAUCAACGACCAGGAAGUCCAAAGGCUUCCAGCCCUACAUCUAAGGCAGAUCCUAGGUUAACAUCACUUUCAGAGAGACGAGCUGGUGAUAGGACACCUAUGUAUAACCUUGCAAGCCUUGAAGCAGCUCUAUCCCCACCUAAAGAGUUCAUUGAUGAUACAAGCGGCUCACAACAGGGUGAUUGGAGACAACCCAGCUACGCUCCAGGACAAGCUCCAGGAAGUCCAUCUCGUCAGCCGUACAGAAAUGGUAUUGAUAAUGAGCCUGACUUUAGAACCAGGAGUGCAAGCACUGAUUCUUUCGGUUCACAGGGACGCGGUGGUACCAGACAGCCUCCAUCACCACAGGGGAAAAAGAAGCCGCCACCUCCACCAAGAUCCCUUUCCACUGGAUUGUCUGGAAGGUCUGACCCUCCCCCUCUUGGCUCUCCCUCUAGAGAUGGUCCACCAGCACCAAAUGGUCAGAGGUACCCUUCAGUGUCUAGUCAGCCCAAUUCUGCACUCACUACUCAGACUUCAGCAUCCUCCAAUCAUCCUGGCAGUCCUAAACUUUCCGGUGGUCGAAGCUCAGGUUCGUCCUCUCCUGUUGUUGUUAAUUCCUCUGGCCCUGUUCCAAGGGUACAGCCAGGGUCACCAAGUACAGUCCACCAAGCAAGACCAGGCUCCAAACCUUCCUCCCCUGUCAAUCAUGGCAAUCCACCUCCUAGACCAGAGCUUCCUCAGCCGUAUUCAGUCGGUGCUGCUACUGAUCCAACCAAACCAAGGCAUCAGAGAUCACCCGCAACAGUGGGCAUGUUUGUACCACCUCCCCCGGCCCAGAUGCGUAAUUACAAUCGUCCAAGCUAUGAGCAAGGCCUGACGGUGACUGACGGGCAGCAUAGGUCAAAUUCUAGAGACCAACCGGAGAAAAAGCCGAAUCUUGCUGCUAGGAGCCUCUUCCCAAAUGCCCUUCGACCCAACCCACCUGGUAGGAUCUCGCUGUCUGGUAAUCAGCCGCAGCCCUUGUGUGAGGGUCAGGAAGCCGAUCCGAACCGAUCGUCAAGUCCACUCAACCUUCCCAUGAGCCACCUGUACCAUCACCCCGACCUGCAGAGGUUGCGCAACAUGCCUCGUCCACUCAAGAAGCGUCUGUCCUAUUCUGAGGACAAAGAAAGCCUGAAUUAUCUUAAGAUUGGGAAUGAGCCUUUACCUCCCUACCAACCGCAGACACCAGGGACACUCCUGGAGCAAGAUCCGACUCUGAACAUUAACAGCAUCGGCCAGGAUCCUUCCAAACAGACCAAAGGUCUCACCAAGAAUGAACUAGACAUGAACAACAUGAACAAUGCUAUCCUAAGCCAGAAGCAGUACACCGCUGCCUUGUCACAGCUGUCCCGUUCUCCAGUCAUCAGCAACAGAAGCUCCACCGGGAAGGGACAGGUCAAAGGAAUCUUGAAAAAAGAAGGCGCUCCAAAGAAGACUAUCAGGGUACGCUUUGAUCCCUUGGCGUUAUUGCUGGAUGCCUCUCUGGAAGGAGAAUUUGACUUGGUCCGCAGAAUUAUGCCUGAGGUGCCCAACCCCAGCGGUGCCAACGAUGAGGGGAUCACCGCCUUGCACAAUGCUAUCUGUGCCAAUCACUAUGAGAUAGUCAACUUCCUGAUCAUGAAUGGAGUGGACGUCAAUUCACCGGACAGUGAUGGAUGGACUCCCCUUCACUGUGCGGCAUCGUGUAACAAUGUGAUCAUGGUGCGUAACCUGGUGGAACAUGGAGCUUGCAUCUACGCGACCACCAUCAGUGAUAAAGAGACGGCAGCAGACAAGUGUGAGGAGGAGGAAGAAGGCUUCAAGAUGUGCUCUCAGUAUUUGUUUGGUGUACAGGAGAAGAUGGGUAUUCUGAACGGUGGCCGCAUCUUUGCUGUGUACUCCUACACGGCAGACAAACCGGAUGAGCUGAGCUUCAAAGAUGGAGAUGAGCUGACGGUGAUCCGACGUGGCGAUGAAGAUGAACCGGAAUGGUGGUGGGCAAAGAAAGGCAACCAGUUGGGAUACCUGCCAAGAAACCUAUUUGGGCUUUUUCCACGUGUCAAGCCUCUCUUUUAAUGGAAGUCUUUACUGGCGACAAUUCCUUUAAGCAGCCACAUCUUUGUAAAUACCAGGUACCAUGUCGGGACCUAGAAUUAACCUUUCUACCACACCACAAAAUAACUGAAUAAUAGCCACACGCACAAUCACUUUGAAGGAGUCUCAAAGUUUUCUAGUUUUGUAAAUUCUUUACUAAAAAGUUAAACUUGUCAGGAGUUCCUCCCUUCCUUGAAUUUGUAUCUUCUAAAUUUCUGCUGUCUCAUGAAAUAGAUAUUUCAAAAAAACUACCUGUAUCUCUCUACCAAGAGCCUUAUUUUAUAGAGCUGACAAUAUUGCUCAAGAAUUUUCUGCUGAAUGAAAAUAAGCAAGAAAACCAGUCAAAAUUGGUACAUGUGAGAUGUUUUUUAAAUAUUUUUUAAUUUUUUAUGGUAGUGGUUUUCUGGUUCAAGCUUAAGCAGCUCUAAGCAGAAAUAUUGCUUAAACAUUUUCUGCUUAGCAAAAGUACGCCCAUGUAGUUCUGGUAAGCAUAAUGCAGCUCUAUGAAAUUGGGCCUAGGUCCUAUUCUCUUUGGUACUUUCAAAGUGUUGAUGGUUGUUGACAUCCCAAAGUUACCAAUGUCAUUUUUCAACAUGGAGGGAGGGGCUCAUUUCACAAGAACACGUUUUUCUUGUGACCCGGUUAAAAAACACUAAAGAAAUAAAAAUUCAUCACCAAUUUUUAUUCAUCUUAGAUUUACUGCAAAGAUGUCAGUUGUCAACCACAAGGUGUAGUAAAAUAACUUGACAUUCCACAAACGGCGAUGUCUAUUAAACUCAGUUUCCCAGCAGAAUGAUAUAUUUAACAAAACCCUAGAAUUAAGGUUCACUGCAUGAUGAAGAAAUGCCCCAGUUUUGUAUUUUUGAAAAUAUUGCUCUUUAAAGAUAAAAUUUUUCUACCAGAUAUAACAAAGUGUCAGUUAAAGAUGUGUGGUGAAACUUACCUACCGUCCAUUAAAAGUGUGUUUGUGACUGCUUUCUCAGAGAAUACUUUCUUGUCUUAUCUGUUAUUCAACCUUAGGUAUUCAAAUAACUGUUCGUCAUUCCAAAAUAAUUUGUGAAAUAAUGAGAUGUAUGGGAUUUGGUUUGUAUCCGUGUUUCAAUGUGGUUUUGAUCAACACAAAAACUUCGUUGUCACUUAUCCUUGCUCCGGGAGGAUCUUUCUACUUUUAAGAAAUCUUGUGAGAUUAAUGCUUCACAUUCCAAGAAUAACAAAAUGGGGAAAAGAUCAAAUAAUACAAUAGGAUAACAAUGGGCAGAUAUUCUCCAUGAUGCGUAACAAAAGUUGUUUUCGGCAAAAUGAGUUGCAGAGAAUUUCACACUGAGACCUGUAUAUAAUGUUUUUAAAAAUGUUGUAAAGUAUUGUUUAUUUCAGCUCGGAUGAAAGUAUUGUACUAAGAUGAAUAGAGUACAGUUUGAACACUAACAUUAAACCUGAUUAUUGUAAAUUUACAUUAUAUUUUUACGAGAGAAAUGUAUUAAUUCUGCUGACUGUAUUCACUUCUAAAGACCAAAGCUGUAUUCAAUUUGAGUUGUACUAUACGUUGUUAAAGGCAGUGGACACUAUUGGUAAUUUCUCAAAAUAAUUAUUAGCAUAAAACCUUACUUGGUAACGAGUA